Molecule: messenger RNA, 1347 nt
Organism: Grus americana (Whooping crane)
Lineage: Eukaryota; Metazoa; Chordata; Aves; Gruiformes; Gruidae
Product: basic proline-rich protein-like
Exons: 3
Coding region: 1-801 (266 amino acids)
Source: RefSeq, a predicted model, not a curated record
AUGGCCCUACGCACCGCGGAGCGGGCCGCCGUCCUUACGCGGGGGGGGAGGGGAGGGGAAGGGGAGGGGGGGGGAGACGCUCCGCAGCUCCUCGCUCCGUCCUCUCUCUCCCUCGACGUCUCGGCGGUACCGUCGCGCCCGGCUCCUACCUACCCCCGCGCACCGCCCUGCGCGCUACCCGCGGCGGCCGGCCGCGUCCCCGCCGAGCCGGCGCGGCAUCUCCCGGCGCUGCCGGCUUUUGUUCCGCCUCCCGCGGAUGGCGCCGGGCCGGGCCGAGCCGGGCCGGGCCGGGAGCGGAGGGGAGGGCAGGGCAGGGCAGGGGCAGGGCAGGGAGAGCGGCGCUGGCCGCGCCGUCCCGGCAGCGCAGGGCGCACUGCAUGUUCCCGGCAGCCCCGCGGCCGCAGCCUUAUGCACCGCGCGCAGACGUCACCGCUCGCCCCGGCCAAUCGCCGCCGCCGCCGUCGCCUUUCCCCCCCCACCCCCCACCCCCUUCGUCCCCCCCCCCGCGCCCGCCGCGCCGCGCCGCCGCCGGACGGGGCGUCCGCGCCCCUUUAUAGAGCCGCCGGGGCGCCGCCGGCCGCCUCCGCCCGCACCCGGCCCGCACCGCACCGCACGGCGGAGGGACGGGCGGCCCGCUGCCGCUCAGGCCCGGCCGAGGCGCGCCCUGCUCGGAGGCCCGGGAGCGCGCUGCAGCGGGGUGGACAGUACCUUCCUACCCAGCAAGAACCUAUCUUCCUGCUCAGAAAGGAGGAACUGCGUGGACUGUCCUCUACCGAACGCUGUCACCGACUUCCCGUGUGAAGGUGGCUCCGGAGAGCAGAGGCCGAUGCAUCCAACCCGAACCAGCGUAACACGAAAGCACGGCAGCUUGUUUCGCUUACAAACAAGUAAACCUCGUUUCAAGCGGAGAGUCCCUUAUUUAUCCACGCUUCCUUCGGGAGCAGCCCCGAACCCUGGUGAACAGUUUUACAAAGUAUGUUUCUCCUGCUUGUGAAAUGACAGUGUUUUCACUGAUGACAACUGUCUGAAGGAGCUAUUCCGUGCUGAUCUGCCUCGUGCUGGGAGCGCGGUGAUGUCAUAUGCAUAUGAAAAUGGGAACUUCCCGAGAUGUUCAGACUCAGAAACUCUGAGUCUGCAGAAUUCCCUACCAAUGUGUAUUUUCAGUUGUUGAAAUAAAAUCUUCAUUGCUCUAAUUAGUUAUUAUUUGUAAAGCCUAAAAGAUUCCGGAAUAAAUGGCUGAAAGAAAUUCUCAUGGCUGUUAGAUAAAAGUGUUACUAAUAAUGAAGAUGGCUGGUGAGAAGACAUCACCCCUAAUGAUGUAUGAUUUAUCUCCUUAAGGGUGUGCUA